This is a messenger RNA of Labeo rohita (rohu), 1247 nucleotides long. RefSeq names its product ribonuclease inhibitor-like. Gene Ontology annotation, molecular function: protein binding. The record is from RefSeq and is a predicted model, not a curated record. The transcript has 4 exons. NCBI's taxonomy places the organism in Eukaryota, Metazoa, Chordata, Actinopteri, Cypriniformes, Cyprinidae. Bases 13 to 843 code for a protein of 276 amino acids.
CCAAAAAAAACCAUGAUUGAUUUGCUCAAGACUGCAGUGGACAAGGCACUAGAGAGUGAUAAUGGACACCUGGAUCUUUUUCUUCGAUUCCUCCUUGGUUUGUCACUCCAGUCCAAUCAGCGACUCUUACAGGGUCUGUUGACACAGCAGGAUGGAAAUGACCAAAUCAAAAAGGAAAUAGUUCAGUACAUCAAGCAGAAAUGUGAAGCUAAUCUGUCUCCAGAGAGAUCCAUCAAUCUGUUCUACUGUCUGAAUGAACUGAACGACCAAACUCUGGUAAAAGACAUUCAGACCCACCUUAGCAAAGGAAGUCUCUCAUCUGCUGAUCUUUCACCUGCCCAGUGGUCUGCUUUGGCCUUUGUGUUGUUGACAUCAGAGGAGGAGCUGGAGGAGUUUGAGCUUCAGAAAUUCAAGAAAUCAGACGAGUGUCUCAUUAGAUUAUUGGCAGUCAUCAAAACCUCCAAAAGAGCUCUUCUGUGUAAUUGCAGUAUUACAGAGAAACAGUGUCUCAUCCUGACUUUAGCUCUGAAAUCAAACCCAUCACACCUGAGAGAACUGAACCUGACAGGGAAUAAACUAGGAGACUCUGGAGUGAAAAACCUCAGUGAUCUACUGAUGAACACACAAUUCAAGCUGGAGAAACUAGAUCUUCAUUACUGUGGAAUUACAGAUGUUUCUUCUUUAACUCAGUCUUUGACAAACACAAAAGCACUGCAGUUUCUAAAAGAGCUUGAUCUGAGUUUUAAUAAGAUUGGAGACUCAAAGCAGCAGCUCAUUGAUGUGCUACGAGACUCAAACUGUAAACUGAGUGUAGAUAGAGAUGAUAACUGCUGUAUAUUAUAAUUUGAAGUUGUCUUGAGAGGAGCAGUAAACAUCAGGUGAGGAUCCACAGAAGAGCUUCACUACUGUGUCUAUGAGGAGAAAGAAAUGUGUGAUAAAUGUGUGAAUGUGAUCCAUACAGGUGAAGAGACUCAGACUUUACAAUCAAAUAAUGCAGCAUGUGUGUUAGAAACAUGUGAUAUUGAAUGAUUAAUGUUGCUUUAGUAUUCAAGUGAUCAUUUUGUUUAAUUUAAAGCUGGAACAGAGGAGGAAGAAGCUCAGAUGAGUCUGUCUGGCUCUUCAGUUUAGUAAUAUUUGUAUUAAAAUCAUCCAUAAUGAUUCAAAUGUUUCUAAUCAUAAAUGCAGCACUUAAAUGUAUGAAAAGAAAUUAUAAAACCAAUCUGUGUGACAUUUCCAUGUUACUUAAC